Messenger RNA from Boeremia exigua, 828 nucleotides. Its product is annotated as integral membrane protein-like protein. Lineage: Eukaryota; Fungi; Ascomycota; Dothideomycetes; Pleosporales; Didymellaceae. Gene Ontology annotation, cellular component: membrane; cytoplasm. The coding region runs from base 180 to 809 and encodes 209 amino acids. The record is from RefSeq and is a predicted model, not a curated record. The transcript has 3 exons.
GGUCGUAAUUUCACGCACUGACAACUCUCUUACUGAUCUGAACACGCAGUCACCGCCGCUCUCGCUCUGAGCCUACCACCGUCGCCUGCUGAUCCUUGUCGCCCGCCCGUCGCCGCCUGCGCAUCUACAUUGCGACUGCUCUUUCUCGCAACUGCGACGGUCAUCCACCGUACCGUACGAUGACGCGCCUCCAUCCCAUGCUUGUCGCCUGUGGGUCGGCGCUCAUAAUCGAUUGCUGCUCCAACGUUAUCGCGCAACGACUAAGGGCGUGGCACGAUGGGAAGCCCUUUGUCUUCGAUCGCGUUCUCUUCUUUCAAUUUGCCUUCAUGGUCGUGCUUACUGCGCCUGUCAAUUACCAUUGGCAACAUUGGCUCGAACGCACCUUCCCAGGCUGGAAAGCUGUCAAGCGGGCAAGGCACGCCACCAGCGAAGACGGCGAUGCCGCAGAAAAGGCCGUCUUUCUCAACGACGACGGAGAGGACAAGCGCAUGGUAGAGGAAGAAGUCCUGGAACGCAAUUGGCUCAAUAUCUUUAAGAAAUGGUUCACGGAUUGCAUCACCAUGGGGGCGCUCUUAAACCAAACCAUGUUCUUGAUCCUGAUAGGCCUUCUGAAAGGCAGGACCGGCGCUCAGAUCAUGCAGAGCUUUCAGAACGAGCUCCUCAAGCUCAUCUGGGACUCGUACAAGGUUUGGCCCAUUGCCAACUUCUUCAGUACCACCUACUGCGCAGUCGAGCGACGUAUGAUCUUUCUUAGCUUCUGUGGUCUAUUGUGGAAUAUAUACUUGUCAAUGGUGGCAAUUCGUCUCUAGUUGCACAACGAUUGUAUAU